AUGAAUGACUUGAACUUCUCCAUGUCAAUUCAGAGCUGGGCGAUCUUGCCCAUCGGUCUGCCUGUGGUGUGCUUGGCCAUCCGGGGGCUCCUAUCCAUGAUCAAGAGCGACCAUGUGGUACCAGUGUACGUCAUCAACCUGCUGAUCUCUGAUGUGCUUAAGAUGUGUGGCAGGCCAGUCGUCCUCAGCAUGGCGCCUUCGGGUUGGGUUUAUGAGCUGGUUGCUUUCCUUUAUUGCUCUGGGAUGCAUGCAAGCAUCUCCUUCAUGUUGUGCAUCGCUGGGGAGAGAUACACCAUGAUUGUCCAUCCCCUGUGGUACAGGUUUCACCGGACGAUCAAAAAGUCCAUUCUCUGCUCUAUGACUGUGUGGAUGGUCACUUUCGUUUCACUUGGUGUACUUGUGUUAGCAGCUGUGAAAGACAUCAUUGGGGUGGGCACAGUGUUUGUUAGCUGGUCCAUUUUUGGCCUUCUCCCCUAUCCGUUUGCCUUGUUCUUCUUCGUGGAGACCUGGAGGGCUCUCUCCAAGUCCAUCUCCAUCCCUCCACGUGAGCAGAGGAGGAUCAUGGGGACGCUGGCUCUGGUCCUGAUCAUCUACAGCGCUUCCUUCUUGCCCAACAUCGUGGUGACGCUGCUGAUGUCCUUAAGUCCCUGGAUGUUCACAGACCACUCGUUUCAGCUCUUGGCUCAGGGGACCACAGCGCUUCUCUCCCUUAACCUUCUGGCGGAUCCAGUGCUUUACGUGUUCAUGGGGAAAAGAAGUUCUGCUUCCCUGUCAUGUUGUCGAUGUAGCAGAGGCAGUCACCAGGAGGAGCGGGAGAGGACCGCAACAAGUCCUCCACUGAUGAACACCACUAGCAGCAGCAGUGGAGCAACCUGA
This is a messenger RNA of Engraulis encrasicolus (European anchovy), 876 nucleotides long. Its product is annotated as G-protein coupled receptor 4-like. The record is from RefSeq and is a predicted model, not a curated record. Lineage: Eukaryota; Metazoa; Chordata; Actinopteri; Clupeiformes; Engraulidae. The coding region runs from base 1 to 876 and encodes 291 amino acids. The transcript has a single exon. Gene Ontology annotation, biological process: G protein-coupled receptor signaling pathway. Gene Ontology annotation, molecular function: G protein-coupled receptor activity. Gene Ontology annotation, cellular component: membrane.